Messenger RNA from Kogia breviceps (pygmy sperm whale), 1265 nucleotides. RefSeq names its product RNA polymerase I subunit F (gene POLR1F). Gene Ontology annotation, cellular component: RNA polymerase I complex. The record is from RefSeq and is a predicted model, not a curated record. Gene Ontology annotation, biological process: DNA-templated transcription initiation; DNA-templated transcription. NCBI's taxonomy places the organism in Eukaryota, Metazoa, Chordata, Mammalia, Artiodactyla, Physeteridae.
GUUAUUGACUGCGUAAGCAGUACGCGCUGUGGGAAACCUGACUAGCCGCAUGGCUGCGGGUAGCUCAGCGUCUCCGCGGCCGAAGGCGGCCUCAGAAGGGCCGGUGGUGGGGCCGGCCGGCGUCUUGCCUUGCCUAGAAUUGCCUACCUACGCGGCCGCUUGUGCGCUUGUGAAUAGCCGCUACUCCUGCCUGGUGGCGGGGCCGCACCGAAGACACAUCGCACUGUCGCCGCGCUACCUUAACAGGAAACGCACCGGUAUCCGAGAACAGCUCGAUGCCGAGCUCCUGCGCUAUUCCGAGAGCCUUUUAGGUGUACCCAUUGCUUAUGAUAACAUCAAAGUAGUUGGUGAAUUAGGAGAUAUUUAUGAUGAUCAAGGACACAUUCAUCUUAACAUUGAAGCAGAUUUUGUUAUUUUCUGCCCUGAACCAGGGCAAAAACUUAUGGGUACAGUUAAUAAAGUGUCUUCCAGCCACAUUGGCUGUUUAGUACAUGGGUGCUUCAAUGCCUCCAUUCCUAAACCUGAACAGAUGCCAGCCGAGCAGUGGCAGACUCUGGAGAUAAACAUGGGUGAUGAACUAGAAUUUGAAGUAUUUCGUUUAGACUCAGAUGCUGCUGGAGUAUUCUGCAUUCGGGGAAAACUAACUAUCACUAGUUUACAAACCAAGUGCUCUGCAGUUUCUGAAGAAGUAACAGAAACUGGCACUGAAGAAGCUACUGAAAAACCUCAAAAGAAGAAAAAGAAAAAGAAGACCUACCCAGAGCCAUAUGAAGUGGAAGGUGGUACCACAGAGCUAGCAGAUUUUUCAGAUGUUACCAUGACGGAAGAGACAGAUCUGCAGAUUAAUAACAAUGUGAAUGGCCUCUGGGAGGAAGAGCCGAAGAAGAAGAAGAAGAAGAAGAAAAAGCACCAGGACCCUGUUUUCCAAGGCAGUGACUCCAGUGGUUACCAAAGUGACCAUAAAAAGAAAAAAAAGAAAAGAAAGCACAGUGAGAAAGCUGAAUUUACACCACUUUUGGAACAUGCACCUAAAAGAAAAGGGAAAAGUAAUUUUCUUCAGUGCAUUUUACAUAUGAUUUGGUUUUUUAAAAAUUGAUUUACACAAAACAGAUGACUAGAGUUUGAACUAUGAAAUGUUUUGUAUUCCAAUACUUUGCAAAACAGGGAACGUUUGAUUAGGAGUUGAGUUUUUGGUGCUAAAAUUACAAAAUGAUAAAUUUGGGAAAUGCCAGUAUUAUUAAAGUGCCAUUUUACUGUAUACAGAA